UGUGAGCCUGCCACCCAUGGCAGGCUUCUGCUGCUGCUCCUUAGCUUGGGGUGGCUGCAACCUCUAAGGACUCAGGUUACAGAGAUGGGACAGGCUGUGCUCCUGGACCCAGGCUUGGUCAACACCAGCAACGCUACCAGGUAGGUCUUGACCCUGCAGUCUUUGAGGGCUUGGUGCCCUUACUGGUGGCCAGGUGCCAGCCACAGUUUGUCCUCAGCCUUCAUCCCCACAUCCUCUCUGUCUACUCUCUGUCCCACCCCCACGUCCCCUGGAGAGAGCCUGAAUCUCUCUGUGCCCCUCUCUGCCUGGAGGCUCAGGGGUAGAGAGGCAUUGACUCCCAGAGGAAUGACUCCUUGCCCUUCUGAGUGUCACCUGGGUGAGGAGCCCAGGGGGACGCUGCAGGAGGAGGGUUACUGUGGGAGGGGGUGCACACUGCUGGCCCAGCCAGCCUCGCCCCAGCCUCCUCCCUGGCUUCCUGGCCUGAGUGUGCAACACGCCAGGAGGGGCCCUGGCCACAGAGCAGAAGAAUGCGGCACUCAAGAUGGUCAGGUCAGUCCCCACAUGUUCCCCUGGGCCUAUUGGGAUGCUGCUGCCAGAGCCUUCUGAGCCAGAUGUCCCUGUCCCUGGUGGCUGAGCUGCCUGGCAGGUCGCCUUUCCCAGCACCUCAUCCCCAAGGACCUGGAUGCUUUCCUCACUGGACAUGGUGCCCUUCCUCAAGUAGGGCCUGUUCCUGGGCUUGGUUACCCUGUGCCUGGGGACCUCAAAGUGCAGGGACUUGGCUCACCAGGGGGCCCGCAGGAGGCCUAGUGCUCAGGGUGCCUGACCCAGACCCUCUGCGCAGUACAGCGCCAACCCCGGGGUCCCAGGCCUGUGCACGCCUCUUCUCCCACAUCACCAAGGCCAACGUGUUCCCACGGAGAGCUUCGGAGCGGCGGCGGCUGCUGCUUGCAGCCCUAGCCUGCCAGGGCGUGCGCGGCUCCCGGGUGCUCAAGGCGGAUGUGAGGGCUCUGGGAGCCCUGGCCUGUGACCUGCCUGGGCACUUCGUGGUGCACUCAGCUCCAGUCCUCCUCCCCUGGCUGGCAGGCUGCCCAGGGCCCCUGGACCAGGGCCAGCAGGAGGCAGCCAGAGUGGUUCUGCAAGGUGGAGGACCCCCCUACGGGCCCCCGUCGAGGUGGUCAGUCUCAACGCUGGACGCUCUGCAGGGCCUGCUAGCUGUGUUGGACCAGCCCAUCAUCCAGGAUAUCCCCAAGGAUGUCCUGGCUGCUUGGCUGCUGCGCCACUCCAGGGGCCCAUCCUGGCGGAGGCCAGAGCUUCCUGCCACCCUCAUGAGGCUCCGGCGGGACACACAGGAGAGGGCCUGCCCCCAGAAGCAGGAGCCCUGCCCCCCCGGCCGGAAGCCCCAGGUGGUAGAUGAAAACCUCAUCUUCUAUGAAGAGUGGGAACUGGAGGCCUGUGUGGACGGUGCCCUGCUGUCUACCCACAUGGACCUUGUGAAUGCGAUCCCCUUCACCUACCAGCAGAUCCACACCCUCAAGUGCAGGCUAGACCAGACCUACCCACAAGGCUACCCUGAGUCCCUGGUCCAGCACCUGGGCUACUUCUUCCGCUAUGUCAGCCCAGAGGACAUCCACAAGUGGAACCUGACCUCCCUGGAGACUGUGAAAGCCCUACUCAAUGUCAGCAAAGGGCAAAAAAUGGACAAGCAGGUGACUGCCCUGAUUGCCCGCUAUGUGCUGGGAGGUGGCCAGUUGGACCAGGAUACCAUGGGUAGCCUGGCUGGCUUCCAUCCUUCCUACCUGUGCUUCCUCAGUGCUGAGCAGCUGCACUCUGUGCCCUCCAGGGUCAUGUGGGCCAUCAGACCCCAGGACCUGGACUCAUGUGGCCCUAGGCAGCUACAUGUCCUCUACUCCAAGGCCCGCAUGACCUUCAGGAAUAUAAGCCAGCCUGAGUACCUUGGAAGGAUCCAGGCUUUCCUGGGUGGGGCUCCCAUGGAGGACCUGAGGACACUCAUCCUGCAGAAUAUGACCAUAGACAUGGCCACAUUCAAGAAGCUACCGGUUGAGGCUGUGGUGGGUCUGACCGUGUCUGAAGUACAGAAACUUCUGGGGCCACACGUCAGGGACUUGAAGGCUGAGGAAGAGGACAGCCCAGUGCAGGACUGGAUCUCACAGCAGCGGCAGGAGGACCUGGACAGGCUAGGGCUGGGGCUCCAGGGUGGCAUCCCCAAUGGCUACCUUGUCCUGGACCUCCGCUCCCGAGAGGCCUUCUCUGGGGCAUGCUCCCUCCGUGGACCUGGACUCUUGCUCGCAUCCAUCCCAGCUGUGCUCCUGGCUUUGACUCUGAGCUGAGGCCACCUCUUCAUCUGCAGCAGGUGGCAGUCAGGUGGUUGCUGUCAAACCCUGAGGGUGUUUGAGCUCAAUAAACAGUAGCAUCUGCCCUGCA
Molecule: messenger RNA, 2442 nt
Organism: Ictidomys tridecemlineatus (thirteen-lined ground squirrel)
Lineage: Eukaryota; Metazoa; Chordata; Mammalia; Rodentia; Sciuridae
Source: RefSeq, a predicted model, not a curated record